AUGUCGACGCAACUUGGCCAUCACGCAGUACUUAGCACCUUGGAACACGACACGAUAGGAUGGACCACCAGUGUGUGUACUACCUCCCGCCUUCCUUGUCACCUCGAGACUAGGCUCUCCCCGCUCUUGCAGACCACCCCCGCGCACUCAAAAUUUCUUAUCGCUUUCCCAGCGAGCCACGAGGACAUCUCAAAGACAACCAUCGCCUGUCCGCCCCGGCCGAAGCUCGACAUCAUUCACCAAUCCUCGCUCGCCAGAGCCCGUUCCCCAGGCGCACACCGACGAUCGUCAAAGUAUGCUCCACAUCACGCUACGCUAUUCCGACGGAAAUAUAUUCGCCUCAAGGGCUACCAUUUCGGCCUCCUCCUUGAAGGGGCACGAUGCCACCCACGCAUCCACGGUUCCGUCCACCACCAACCGCCAGCCGCACAACGUGCUUCCCUUUCUCUGGUGCUCACUGUGUGUUCCAUGUACCUGUAUAAGUCUCCUCCGACGCUCGGUGGCCUGACGUUCCACGAUCACCAUCUUGACGCCGACAAUCGGGGCACAACUUCACAAGUCGAAACGCUCUUCGGUGAGGCACCAAGCACGAGGCACGAAAACGUGGGGACGAAACCAAAGAACCUGGCAAGACGAGAGUGCCUUGACCCCUUGGACCCCUCGCACAGUGAAAAGCAUCACGGGCGGACGACAAAUCCAGCGCUAGCCCUCCAGAGCGAGCGUAACCAAAAUCACCAAACACCACCAUCACCUCACGGGCCAGCAUCCAAUUUCAGGGCAGCCAUGGAUCAGGGCAACGAUACCACCAAGCCAGAGGACAAGUCGACGGGACAGGAGCAUCGUGGGUGGAGCUUGUGCUCGGCCGCGACUCGACGGCGGAAGACUGAGACUCGUAUGCAGCAAUGCAUAUUCGUCUCGUUAUGUCUCGUGGUUGACAACGCACCAUCACAUUACACUCGCACUGCACUCUCACUUUGGCUCACAUUCAGUAGUGCAAUGAUUUCUGCGGAACGUGCAGCAUCUCAUUGCCUUCAUCCUGGCACGAAUGGCAACAGACUUUUGGGAGGGCAGAUUUCCCAUGUCGAUCAUCAACUAGUCGAGGAAUGUCGCAUGCGUAGCUUUCUGGGCACUGCACCAACCACAGCAUCGUUAAGGCGGCAUUCGCUCGAGCCAAUUCCUCCUCAGAUCCAGCAUGAUGUGACAUGA
Molecule: messenger RNA, 1206 nt
Organism: Colletotrichum paranaense
Lineage: Eukaryota; Fungi; Ascomycota; Sordariomycetes; Glomerellales; Glomerellaceae
Exons: 1
Coding region: 1-1206 (401 amino acids)
Source: RefSeq, a predicted model, not a curated record